UUAUAUAAUUCAUAGAAUUUUUAUUUUUCGAUUUAAACAAUUUUGUUUUUGAUUUAAUCGAUGUUUUCUAAAAGAUCGAAAAAAAUCUAUGCAUUAUGUCUUUCUCUCUGGCUUUUAAGAUUAAUUCCAAGUGCGCUGGAAUAUAUCUACAGCAAUCAAUCUUUUGGCGUUACUCAUCUUUUUAUAAUAAGGUCUUUGCAUUUGCGAACAGACGCCGGGUCGCAACUAAAGCUUUACCUAUGUGUCCACUACACGACUGAAACUAACUUUGGUACGAAUAUCUAACAAAAACGAGGGAAACUAAAACUAAAGCUAAAACUGAGAAACAAAAAACGAAACGACAGACAGAGAAAUUAGUACUUUCCAAUAUUUACAUACAUAUACAUAAGUCUGCACCAAAAUUUGCACGAGAACGGAAAAGGAGAUGCUAUUCUUUUAUAAGUAAAUAUCGUACAUGGAUGUUAGAUGUCUAAGCAAUUGUUCCUCGGUGUUGUGCUAUCCUCCACCAGUGCGCCGGUUUUUUAUCGCCAAUCUUAGUAGCUGUAACACUGAGUUUUUGAGUUUUUACAUAUAUAUUGUAUUUGUAUUUUGUAUUUCGAAGAGCCACGAAUGUUUUUAAAACACUCAAAUACAUACUCGGGAGUCCUGGACUCAACACAACUAGUUCAAGCAACAAUGUAACAGAGACAAGGAAGACAAGGAGCAAAUGUGGCCAAGAGAGUUCGCACUGUUAUAUUGUUUUCCCUUUUUAUAUAGACAAUUUACUAGGUGUCCGAAUCUGAAUUAUGCGCAUGUAUCGAGGUAUAUUUAUAUUUGAAUAUGUGUAUAUAUAUGUAAUUGAUGUUUGAGCACCCACAAAUAACGUAAAUACUUGGUACGUGUGUGUUUUAUCGUCUAUUGUCUGACUGCAAAAUGUUUGGAUAUACUUUAAACGGAAACCGGAAACGGAUCUGAAAUGCGAAGGAAACAUUGUCCCCACACACACACACACACACACACACCAUAUUGCAAACCAAAUAAAGUGUAAACUAAUUGCCGUUGUAAAGACUGUCUUCGAUUCAAUGUCAAUCCCAGCGGGCUCUCCUUUCAGUUUGAUAGCCAAGUUUUCUGGGGGCAGCCACGUUCUGAAAAUAAUUUUUGUUCAAAAAACACUUUGAUCAUGGCUGACUCGCCGGAGGAGCGAAGGAGCAAAGAGGUGGCGCCCGUUGCGGCUCCGACCAAGGAAGCGGAACCGGGCAAGGGUAAGAAGGAGAAGAAGGACAAAUCGGCGGCCGAGGGAAAGGAUAAGGCGGCCAAGGGCGAGAAGCAGCAGCUGAGCAACAGCCAGCGCGGAUCGCUGACCAAGUCGCAUAUAGGCGUGGCGGCUCCCAUGGGCAUGGGUGCUGCCCCAGUCGCCAAGCCAACAAUGCGAUAUAUGCCCACGUACCGCCUGGAGUCUAAGAAUCCGCUGAACAAGGAGCGCGUAGAGAACAUCAUCAAGGCGGUGAUGAACAGGCACUACAACGACGAGUACAUGUUCCAUCCCAAGCACUCUCUGCACAUGGCGGCGCAGGUCAGCGAGGAGAUCAAAAACCGUAUCAAGCUCAACAACUACGACAGAUAUCGCUACAUAGUGCUGGUCACCGUGGGCGAAUUUCUGAUGCAGGGCCUCUAUUCCAUGGUCAACUUCUUGUGGGAUGCCGAGAAGGACGGAUUCGUGACCUACAGAGUGGAGAGGCCGUCCUACUUUGCAGUCUGCACCACGUUUUACCUGUACUACGAUUGAGAACGGGCAACUCUUGGUGUCUUCUAGUUGUUAUUAAAAUUUAAGUUAAUGUUAA
Messenger RNA from Drosophila kikkawai, 1820 nucleotides. RefSeq names its product dynein light chain Tctex-type protein 2B. Gene Ontology annotation, cellular component: cytoplasm; cytoplasmic dynein complex. NCBI's taxonomy places the organism in Eukaryota, Metazoa, Arthropoda, Insecta, Diptera, Drosophilidae. Gene Ontology annotation, molecular function: dynein intermediate chain binding. Gene Ontology annotation, biological process: microtubule-based movement. The record is from RefSeq and is a predicted model, not a curated record.